This is a messenger RNA of Wyeomyia smithii (pitcher-plant mosquito), 626 nucleotides long. RefSeq names its product histone H3. Bases 7 to 417 code for a protein of 136 amino acids. The transcript has a single exon. The record is from RefSeq and is a predicted model, not a curated record. Gene Ontology annotation, cellular component: nucleosome. Gene Ontology annotation, molecular function: structural constituent of chromatin; protein heterodimerization activity; DNA binding. NCBI's taxonomy places the organism in Eukaryota, Metazoa, Arthropoda, Insecta, Diptera, Culicidae.
CUUGCCAUGGCCCGUACCAAGCAGACCGCUCGUAAAUCCACCGGAGGAAAGGCUCCUCGUAAACAACUGGCCACAAAGGCAGCCCGUAAAAGUGCCCCGGCUACUGGAGGAGUGAAGAAGCCUCAUCGUUAUCGCCCAGGAACGGUCGCUCUGCGUGAAAUCCGUCGUUACCAAAAAUCAACCGAACUUCUGAUCCGCAAGCUUCCGUUCCAGCGUUUGGUUCGUGAAAUUGCUCAGGAUUUCAAGACCGAUUUGCGUUUCCAAAGCUCCGCCGUUAUGGCUCUGCAGGAGGCUAGCGAAGCCUAUCUGGUUGGUCUUUUUGAAGAUACCAAUCUGUGCGCCAUCCAUGCCAAGCGUGUGACCAUCAUGCCAAAGGACAUCCAAUUGGCUCGCCGCAUUCGUGGUGAACGUGCUUAAGGUGGUUAUCGAAAUGUCAUACUACAUAGCAAACGGCCCUUCUCAGGGCCACAAACAAUUUGAAUGAAGAUUCGAAUUUUUAUAACUUGUAUUCACUCUAUUACUCAUUUGAGGGUCUAUAUCGUAAGUUUAAAUCAAGAUUGGCACAACUCAAACUCGAUAGUUUCGCGAGAAACGAUUACCGAAGAUAAGCAUCAUUUGUUUUUUAU